AUGGGGGACAGAGUUUGCAACGGUGUACAGAGCAAAACGCCGCUGCUGUCAGACCCUCAGCUGUUCGAGGCUCAGUUUGAGGAGCUGGUGACGGAGCUGACCGAGAGGGACCUGAAGGACCCAGCGCUCACAGACGCACUGCAGCGGUUGAAACAGGUUUUAUUGUACAACGCUCACGGAGGAAAGAGGAACCGCGGACUGUCGGUGAUUGGCUCGUUGCGAGAGCUUGUCCCGCCCCCUGAGCUCACACAGGACCUCGUGCAGCGAGCCCUGGUGGUUGGAUGGUGCAUUGAACUACUUCAGGCCUUUUUCCUUGUGGCUGAUGAUAUUAUGGAUGGAUCCGUCACUCGAAGAGGACAGCCCUGCUGGUAUAAGAAGGAUGGAAUUGGUCUUGAUGCCAUCAAUGAUGGAUUUCUUUUGGAGGCAUCAAUCUACAGACUGCUCAGAAUACACUGCAGAGACCAGCCUUAUUAUGUGAACCUCCUUGAGCUGUUUACAGAGACGUCCUUUCAGACUGAGCUCGGUCAAGCUCUGGACCUCAUGACCGCUCCUCCGGGUCACAUUGACCUCAACAGAUUCACUAUUGAAAGAUAUAAGGCAAUUGUAAAAUACAAAACUGCAUUUUAUUCAUUUUACCUGCCAGUGGCUGCAUCUAUGUACAUGGCUGGAAUCACAAGUGAUGAGGAGCACAAUAAUGCCAAACACAUCUUACUCGAGAUGGGGGAGUUCUUUCAGAUACAGGACGACUACCUCGACUGCUAUGGAAACCCUGCUGUUACUGGAAAGAUCGGCACCGACAUACAAGACAAUAAAUGCAGCUGGCUCGUGGUGACGGCGAUGGAGGUCAUGGCCCCGGAGCAGAGGGCAGAGCUGGAGUCGUGUUACGGUCGUCAUGAUGAAGCCAGUGUGGAAAAGGUCAAGACGCUGUACAACACUCUACAAAUGCCAGAACUGUAUCACAAAUAUGAAGACGAGAGUUACCAGCGGCUGCAGAAACUCAUCGCACGUCACGCUGAAAAUCUUCCCCAUGCUGUUUUCCUCAACUUUGCCAAAAAGAUCUACAAGAGAAACAAAUGA
Knipowitschia caucasica is the source of this 1077-nucleotide messenger RNA. The record is from the annotation of a GenBank genome assembly. Lineage: Eukaryota; Metazoa; Chordata; Actinopteri; Gobiiformes; Gobiidae.